Molecule: messenger RNA, 6499 nt
Organism: Lagopus muta (rock ptarmigan)
Lineage: Eukaryota; Metazoa; Chordata; Aves; Galliformes; Phasianidae
Gene: MCM9
Product: minichromosome maintenance 9 homologous recombination repair factor
Exons: 13
Coding region: 89-3577 (1162 amino acids)
Biological process (GO): double-strand break repair via homologous recombination
Cellular component (GO): MCM complex; nucleus
Molecular function (GO): ATP hydrolysis activity; single-stranded DNA binding; single-stranded DNA helicase activity
Source: RefSeq, a predicted model, not a curated record
GACGGGGCCGCUCCUCCCGCCGCCGCCGCCUGACGGAGCGGUGGGACCCGGCCAGAGGGGCGGCGGAAGCCCGCGCUGCAGGCUCGGCAUGGCGCUGCGCGCCGACCAGGUGAGCCUCAUCGGGCAGGUGUUCGAGUCCUACCUGCUGCAGCACCACCGGGACGACAUCCUCAGCAUCCUGCGCCAGGGGGACGACGAAGCGCACUAUCCGGUCCUCGUCGACGCCCUGACGCUGUUCGAGACCAACAUGGAGAUUGGGGAGUACUUCAACGCCUUCCCCAGCCAGGUGCUGCCCAUCUUUGACGGAGCGCUGCGCCGGGCGGCCAUGGCGGUGCUGCAGGCUGCCACGCCAUCCCCGGAGCUCCGCAUGAAGCCCAACCUCCACGCCAGGAUUUCAGGUUUGCCCGUUUGCCCAGAACUGACUCGAGAGCACAUUCCUAAGACCAAGGAUGUGGGUCACUUCUUGUCUGUCACUGGGACUGUCAUCCGUACCAGUUUGGUGAAAGUGCUGGAAUUUGAGCGGAGCUACAUCUGCAAUAAGUGCAAACACGUUUUUGUGGCUAAGGCUGACUUUGAGCAGUACUAUGCUUUCUGCCGUCCAUCAGCCUGCUUGAAUGAAGAGGGCUGCAACUCAACCAAGUUCACUUGCCUCUCUGGAACAUCCUCCUCUCCUACCAGCUGCAGAGACUAUCAAGAAAUCAAAAUUCAGGAGCAGGUUCAAAGACUGUCUGUCGGAAGCAUCCCUCGUUGCAUGGUGGUUGUUCUGGAAGAUGACUUAGUGGACAGUUGCAAAUCUGGAGAUGACAUCACAGUGUAUGGAGUGGUAAUGCAGAGAUGGAAGCCUUUCCAUCAGGAUGCACGUUGUGACUUGGAGCUUGUUUUGAAAGCCAACUACAUUAAAGUAAAUAAUGAGCAACUAGCAGGUGUAAUAAUUGACGAAGAAGUCCGCAAGGAAUUUGAAGACUUCUGGGAAAAGCAUAGGAAUAAUCCCUUAGCAGGGAGGAAUGAAAUUUUGGCUAGCUUAUGUCCUCAAGUGUUUGGAUUGUACCUGGUGAAGCUGGCUGUAGCCAUGGUGCUUGCUGGUGGUGUGCAGAGGAUCGAUGCUACAGGAACUCGAAUCAGAGGUGAAUCGCAUCUUCUGUUAGUUGGAGACCCAGGAACAGGGAAAUCUCAGUUUCUCAAGUAUGCAGUAAAGAUUACACCACGGUCUGUGCUUACUGCAGGAAUUGGAUCUACAAGUGCAGGUUUGACAGUGACUGCUGUGAAGGACUUUGGGGAGUGGAACUUGGAAGCUGGAGCGCUGGUGCUUGCAGAUGGAGGCCUUUGUUGUAUUGAUGAGUUCAAUAGCAUCAAAGAACAUGACAGAACCAGUAUCCAUGAAGCAAUGGAGCAACAAACCAUCAGUGUAGCAAAAGCAGGUUUGGUAUGUAAGCUUAAUACAAGGACAACCAUACUGGCAGCAACAAACCCCAAAGGCCAUUAUGAUCCUACUGAGUCUGUCUCUGUCAACAUAGCUCUUGGCAGUCCCCUGCUGAGCAGAUUUGACCUGGUCUUAGUGUUACUAGAUACAAAGAACGAGGAGUGGGACCGCAUCAUUUCGUCUUUCAUCUUGCAAAAUAAAGGUUGCCCUAGCAAAUCAGAAAGGCUCUGGAGCAUGGAGAAGAUGAAAACCUACUUCUGCCUUAUAAAAAGGAUACAGCCAAAGUUGUCUGAUGAGAGCAACCUGAUCCUUGUACGCUAUUAUCAAAUGCAGCGUCAGAGCGACUGCCGGAAUGCUGCCCGAACCACCAUUCGCUUGUUGGAGAGUUUGAUACGCCUUGCAGAAGCUCAUGCCCGCUUGAUGUUCAGGGAUACUGUGACUUUGGAAGAUGCUGUAACUGUGGUAUCAGUGAUGGAGUCUUCUAUGCAGGGAGGUGCACUUCUUGGAGCCAUCAAUGCCUUACACACCUCAUUCCCAGAAAACCCAAUGGCACAGUACCGAAUGCAGUGUGAACUCAUAUUGGAGCGACUGGAGCUGCAACAUCUUCUGCACAAGGAGCUACAAAGACUUGACAGAUUACAAAAAGGAAAUUCUUGCCAGUUACAGCCUGAAGAGACAAGCUUCAGUGCUACUACAGGAUGCUUGAACAAAAAUACAUUUGAGUCAAAGCAAAAGUCUCAGUCAGAACCUUCAGAUCAACAAAAGAUUGACUCCUGUCCACAGCCUUCUUUGCCCAAAAGCAAUUUUGAAGGAGAUGAACACCCAGAAACCUUAUGCAACCCAACACCUGGUAAUAACAUAGGUACAAAACGCUUGCUUAACCUUAACAAGAGAGGUGAUGAUGGCAGCCUGGGAUGGUUUGACAGCCUGGAGGACAGAAACACUGAUGCUGAAGAAACUUUUUGGAAGACAUCUCCAGAUAAUGUGGCUUUAAAAUCCACAUCUAAGCCCUCCUCUUCAGAGGAAAGAAAUUCUUCAAUCCCGAGGAGAGAAAAUGAAAUAAGAGGGUCACUAACAACUGUUACUCUGUGUGCUUCUUUGGAGCAAGACAAAGGUUCUGAGAUAAGCAGCAAAAGGACUGAGGAACACAAAUGUUUUUCUUCAGAAGCAAACAUUCACGACCCAACAUCAACAAGUGCCAGUAUGCAGGAAUCAGUUAUUACACACCGGGUUUCUAAAAGCCUGCAGAGGCUGCACGCAGAGAAAUCACAUGGAUUCUUUACUAGCACACAGAACUCUGAAGCAAAGGCCCUUCCCUCAGUAUUACCUGUGUCUGGCCUGCUGGAUCUUUCAAGUGAUACAGACUCAGUAGUAGGAGAUGAAAAUAAUAGUGCAUCUGCAGCAGCAAAACAUGCAGUAGUUUCCAUGAGAAAACGAAGUAAAGGUCAAGCAGGGAAGGAAGCAAAGACAGUACGUUCUCAUGAGCCAGAAAUUACUGGCAGUGAAAGUCCUCCAGCAGUUAAACUAGCUAAAUUUUCUUUCAGACGGAGGACAAAUCAUGAUCAUUCUUCUGAGAAGAAAAAUGCAGAAUUUUCCCUUUUUCCAAGUAAAAAUACUGUUAAACCAGGAGAGCAGCUCCAGGGAGAGCAGCUGCAAAAAAAUUGCUGCUCACCCGAGAAACACAAGAUGACACUGACUCGCUUAGGAAAAAAGAGUUUGGAAAAGCAAUCAGCUGGUAAUAAAGGGAAUGAAGAGCAGCUGAGUCAGGCCUUAGGGAAAGAGAUGGGAGGAAAUGCACUGCUGCGUUCUGAUGUCACACUUGAUGUGUCACCUCCACCCACUGAAAAAAGAAGAGAUGGAGAGGAGAAGCUUGGUGGUCCAAGCGCAGCGAGAGUGUGCUCCAGCACAUUAGAAAACCUCUCUAGGUUCUGCUUUGUGUCACGUCCUGACUCAAAAUCAGAAACUCCACCAACUGUCAAGACUGACACUAACAACAAGGAAAGCCACAGCCCAUCGCUGAAGGUGCCUGUGAGCAAUCCUAAUAAAAGGAAGAGUUUUGCAUUGGGAAACGCAAGUAAAGACAGUGCGGUCACCCGAAAAUCUCUCUUCUCAAUAGCAGAGCUGGAUGAUGCUGCAUUAGACUUUGACUGGGAUUAAGAGUGCUUUUUAUGAAUGGGAUUAAGAGGUUAGGAAAAACCCAAGUUUGUAACAUGUGUAUUCUCCAAAUUACUUAACACAUAGCUUUUCUGAACCUACAUCCUUCUGUUAAUUGUAUCAACAGUAUCCAUAGGUUACUAAAGCAUUUGAAAACAGUCUUGAAUGCCUGUUGAUACCAAUGAACAUACUUUAAGGGCUGCAUACUUUACAUCAGCCGAAGAUUGUGUAUACUACAGGCCUUACGUGGUUUUUCAUUUUCUGAACUCUUCCCGAGAAUGCUAAUGUGGAUUGACUGUUCUGAAUGAUCUGAUUUAACCCAAAGGCUCAAAUGUUUCAUAUAUCCAGAGUACAGCAGCAUUAGCAGAAAAGCAGGUUUAACUGUCCUUUUUUUCACGUAGCAGUUGGAACUAUGUGUGAUACAGAUCAUCCUUUUGAGUGACCGCGCUACUUUGGAAAAAUGAUGAUGCUGAAAGCUAUGUCAUUAUGUUUUGUUUCCCUAUAUAUGUUUGUUUUCAGCAUAGCUAGCUAUAUUGUGAUUUAUCAUCAUGCUGUGCUGAAUAUCCCCAUAUCAUCAAUAUCAUAACAACUUUGCUACAUAUCUGGCUACUGUGUUCCUUAUCACGCUGCUGAUGUUGAAGAUAUGUAUCUAGGGCUUUUCAUUUCCGAUUUUUUAAAAAUUAUUAUUUUAUUUCAGUUUUAAAUACAUUGAUUCAGAUGUUUGUAUCUGUAUUCUGGGUCAUUUUAUCAAAACCCAAUUCUGUAAUAAACAGGUAGUUCUUCAUGGCAGAGAGAACAAAUUUCAGGUAACUGGAACUUCUCCGCAAUCAGAGCAACUUUAAUGCAGGUGUUAAGCCCUGGCAUAUAAACUGCACUUCAGACCUAGCUUCAUGGUGAAUAGUUAACCUAGCACAACUUAAUUGUGCCUCAGAAAAUGGUUAAUUGACUAUUUAAAUUAUAAUUAGUGUUUCACUACUAGUUUACAUCAGUUUACAUCUGAUACGGUUUAUCUUCUGUGGCAUGCUGCAGUCCUAUGUAAUUCAUUUGUCUGAUUGGAAAUUAAUCUACUAGUGUAUUAUGUGUUUACAGAGAGAGGCAAGCCUUGAAUUUCCUUCCGUGACUUGUCAGGUAUGUUUCUUCUGUGUUUGAAUUCUCCACAGAAUAUUCUUGUUAUUACCUACAAGGUAAACAGAGAAUGAAAUGGUUGCUUAUGGCACAGUAAAUCCUUUGAGAGUCUUGCUAGUAGCACAAAGAAGGUCUUAUUUUUCUUGAUUUGUUUAAAAUUAGCUCCCUUGAAACUGGGUAAAUUAAAAUAGUGUAAAAUUUCAGGAAAUGAGAGGGAGUGGUAAGACCCAAGUAUUUCAGUGUGAUGCAGUGAAAUCAUGAAAACAGUAAUUGCAGUGGGUGACUUACUGCUAGGAGUUUGAGAAAUGACAGAGAUAUUGUUGUCCAUACUGACUGUAUAGUAGUACUCUGCUGGAAAUGAAAGAAAUGGACUUCAUCUACCUCUCUCCUAGAGCACAGAGCCACCCAGUGCUGCUCCUUCCCAAAGAGACAGGAUGAGGGUGCUCUGUGAUUAUGGCUGUAUUGCCCUUGAAAACAAAAUGUUUCCUACAGGAUACUAUGACUACACUGAAACUUGAUCAAGAAUCCAGGGUCAGAAAUCUUGAAUCAGAAAUCAGAAUUCUAAUUCUAAUGCUGUUAACAAUAAUGACGCUUUCCUCAUCUAGAAUAAUUUGAUAUAUAAAAUUCUGUUAACUGUUGAUCCAAAGAACUGUGGGAGUUCUGUGGGAGGCUGGUUGACUUCCAUCUCUCUGUGCUCUGGAAAUCAGAUCCCUGUUGAAAUCAGUAGAAUCAGAAUGACACAAAAUUGCACUUAUGGUCAGGGUUGGCGUCUUCUUCAUGUUCUCCAUGCUCAUGUUGUGUUUGGGAAGGUUCUUGUCUUUAUAUCCUGCUAAUAUCAAAUCUGUUGUGCUGUAAAAUCUGCCUGAGGGCCAGGAAAACUACAUAGUAAAUUAGGGUAACUGUACUUUUGGAAAAAGUGAGAUGCUUUGUAAUGCAGACAGCUACCUUGCUUACUAAUGGAACUUGUAUUCUAGAAGUAGGGAAAGCAAGAAGGUAAUACUAGUUCACUCCCAUACUUGCUGAGGCAAUGUGAGAACCUAAGACCAUUUUUGCAUUUCAGCACCUCUCUUUGGUAGAUUAAAAGUCAACACCUUUGAGCAUAUCAAAACAAAUCUGAUAAUGUCUGAGAGAAUCCACUGGAACAGGCUGCCCAGGGAGGUGGUGGAGUCUCCUUCUCUGGAGAUGUUCAAGACCUGCCUGGAUGCCUACCUGUGUGACCUGCUGUAGGGAACCUGCUUUGGCAGGGGGGUUGGACACGAUGAUCUCUGUGGAUCCCUUCCAACCCCUACAAUUCUGUGAUUCUGUGAAUUCUAGAUCACUUAAGACAUUUUAAUUGUUGACAAAGUUAGGCAGCCCUGAAAAGAGCAUGACUGAACCACUGUCUACCGUUUAGGUGUGUUUUAGGUAUCUAAAUCAAAAAAUCCUGGAAAAUUUAGGCAUACUGAAUCCUAUCAUUCUUUACAGUAUUUUAAUGGUUAGUCAUUUCGGAGGGACAAUAUUAAAUCAGUAAAGAGAGAAUUGUCUCUUGAAGUAAUUAGUGCAUUACUUUAUAAAAUGGAACUGUUUGUUUAUUGAGCCGAGUUUUUGAGAUCUGGGAAAUAUGCUUCUCCAUUAGUGUGACGUGAGAAAUUGGAAAAGCAAACCAAAAUGAAUCAAGAACAAGUUGUGCAAACUCCAGUGGCUCUGAGGUCGCUGCUUUUUAAUACCACUUUGACACCUGUGCUUUCCAGUUAGAAGCAAAGAGGAGGUGCAGGGGCGUUGCAGUCAGCUUUCAGAAAGGUCCGCCUUGUCUCCCUUAGC